CUUCCCUUCGGCCGUUAUAUUGGAAGUUAGGAGACAGAAAAUUGUAGCACCCAUAAAACUACCAAACUCAACAAGAACAGAAAAAACAAAAAAAGAGAAUUAGUUUUGUUUAUGUAGUUAAUCAUAGAAAUAAAGAUUAAUUGUUUGAUGCAAAAUCGAAGAUGAUAGAGUGGUCGAAGCAACUGAAAUCGGCUUUUGGGGCUUCAUUUAUAUGGCUCAUCUGUUUGAUCUACUUCACUCAGGGUUUUAGAUCCUUUGCGUGGACAGCAAUAUCUUAUCAUCUAAAGGACAAUCUAAAGCUGUCUCCCUCAGCAUCCCAGUUUGUAACCUCAGUAGCGUUUUUUCCUUGGAGCAUAAAACCAUUAUAUGGAAUAUUAUCAGAUUGUAUACCCAUAAGAGGGAGGAGAAGGACGCCUUAUUUGUUUAUUUCAACGGUGCUUUCCCUAGGGCCAUGCAUUAUCUUAGGCCUAAAUGCAUCGCUGAGAUCAUGCAAAGUGCUACUUAUGAUCUUAUUAACAGUACAGAAUAUUGGCUCUGCUAUGGCUGAUGUUGUGGCUGAUGCCAUGAUUGCGGAAGCUGUUAGGAGUGAGCGGGCUACAUUUGCUGGAGAUCUUCAGUCAAUAUCUUGGAUGUCCAUGGCUGUGGGAGGGAUCUUUGGGAAUUUAUUGGGAGGAUAUGCACUGAGUAACUUGCAUAUAGAUGCCAUAUUUCUACUUUUUGCCAUUCUUCCAGCUUUACAGCUUAUAUCCUGUGGUUUGGUUGAGGAGAUUCCUGUAGAUACUAAAGAUCUAAAUGAAGAUUUGAGUUUAACAAACGCGCAUAUGAGGAAUGGUGAUGGUAAUGCAGAUAAUACGGACCAUUCGGUUGACGGUUUCUCUAAAACUAGCGUAUCGAGGAGAAGGAAGAGCGAAAAGAACAAAAGAAAAGAAAAUACUUCCAAUAGAUCUCGGAAGCAGGUCAACAAUAAGUCAUUAGCAUUACAAUGGUUUCUCUCAUUGAAGAGGGCCAGUUACAGUUUAUUUAAUGCUUUUAGGCAGCCAAUCAUCUUGAGACCCAUGGCUUGGUUUUUCUUGGCGCACAUUACCUUCCCCAACAUUUCAACUGUCAUGUUCUACUAUCAGACGGAAUUCUUGAACUUGGAUGCGUCCUUCCUGGGAAAUGUACGAGUUAUAGGCUGGUUAGGCCUGAUACUUGGAACUUCCGUUUACAAUAAGUACUUAAAGAGGAAGAAGUUACAAAAAACUCUAAUGUGGGCCCAAAUCGGCUUGUCUCUGCUUAUCCUCGUAGACCUGGUCUUAGUUUCUCGAUUAAAUAUUGCGUAUGGGAUUUCAGAUAAAAUGCUGGUCUUAUGGGGGACUGCGGUUGCAGACGCAAUCAACCAGUUCAAGUUAAUGCCAUUUCUGAUUUUGUCGGGACAGCUCUGUCCUCCAGGCAUUGAAGGGACUUUAUUUGCUCUAUUCAUGUCGAUAAACAACUUUGGAAAUACCGUGGGCUCAUUCGUGGGUGCUUGGUUGGCGUCAAUAUUGGAUAUUUCUUCGGGUUCCUUUAACAACCUUCCUCUUGGCAUCGUUAUUCAAUUUGUUUGCUCUUUCAUUCCAUUGGCUUUUCUCUUUCUAAUACCUAAGGAAGCCACAGGCUUAUCGGCGUAAAUAGGUGACCUUAGAACCUUACCAUGCAAUACAAGCAUAUAUGGCCUUUAAUUUUGCUUUGUCACUUACCUUCUGAUAUCUUCCUUCGUAGUUAGUACAGCUACAUCACAAUGGUUGAUUAGAGUAUGAGAAGUAGUGGUAUACCAUAGAAAUAUAGUCUCACAGUUCUGGCCUAUAGCUAUAAUUUUAUUUCUUGGAAUUUUGUAUACUGAAUUUUUGUAAACAGUGUAGCAUCUAGAAGUUGCAGGCUGACUAUUGUGCUUUCGAAUGUGGUUCAAUUGAAUACUUGUAUCAUUGUUCAUGGACAAAGGUAAUGUUCACUUGAUAUAGCUUCACUUUUCAUAAA
Molecule: messenger RNA, 1995 nt
Organism: Beta vulgaris subsp. vulgaris (sugar beet)
Lineage: Eukaryota; Viridiplantae; Streptophyta; Magnoliopsida; Caryophyllales; Amaranthaceae
Product: probable folate-biopterin transporter 4
Exons: 7
Coding region: 162-1649 (495 amino acids)
Cellular component (GO): membrane
Source: RefSeq, a predicted model, not a curated record